This is a messenger RNA of Branchiostoma belcheri (Belcher's lancelet), 676 nucleotides long. RefSeq names its product snaclec agkisacutacin subunit A-like. The coding region runs from base 113 to 547 and encodes 144 amino acids. The record is from RefSeq and is a predicted model, not a curated record. The transcript has 4 exons. NCBI's taxonomy places the organism in Eukaryota, Metazoa, Chordata, Leptocardii, Amphioxiformes, Branchiostomatidae. Gene Ontology annotation, molecular function: signaling receptor activity.
AGGAAAAACCUACAAUUCCUGUACCACCGUCAGCCAUAACCGUCCCUGGUGUUCUUUAACUGAGGUCUACCAGCCUGGCAAAUGGAAAAACUGUGACGCCAAACCAUGUCCUAUGGGGUGGAGUGGAUAUAAGAACCACUGCUACAAGUUGGUGAAACGCGCAGCCAAAUGGGAAGAAGCAAAGAAACAGUGUGAACAACUCGGUGCAAAUCUGGCGUCUAUCACAAGCUAUGGCGAGGCCAACUUCAUCAACACUAUCAUCACUGACGCUCCUGUAGGAAAGUGGGGUGUUCAUUUCGUCUGGUUUGGACUGCAUCGCAAUGGCGGAUUCGAGAAGUUUACGGAUGGGUCCAAGGUUUCCUACGCAAACUGGGAGCCGGGUCAGCCCAACGACAAACGCCAUCUCUUCUCAGGAUACGAGGGACAGGACUGCGUCGGCAUUUACUCAAAGACUGGCAGGGGCAUUCACACACCUGUGCACAAGGGACAGUGGAAUGACGACCAGUGCUACCGUACCUUUCCGUUCAUCUGCAAGCGUCCCAAAUGACAAUGCUCCAUUCUUUUCCUGCGAGAUCUUGUCUCUACAAACAAGGCGGGUGGACGGGACAAGUGAAGAAAGCGGAAGCCACAUUGUUAGUCGUAGAAGCUGCAGCACACGCGUGUAACAAUGAAGGGU